AUGAAAUUAUCAUUGAAAUCUCGUCAAACUUCCUCUGAUGGUUUUAAUUUUCCAUCGGAAGAAAUCGGCGGUCAUUGUCUAAAGAUAAGUAAACUUCUUCUAGCUGCUUUACUUUCGGUUGUCUUUGAUCAAAGACAAUCGGAUGAGCAAAGUGUUCGAUCGGCUUUUGAAAAUUAUAUUAAUGAUAUCUCUAAACUUCUACUUGACACAAAAUCUAAUCGUAAUAAUCCUGAACAUUUACUAAAUAUUCGUGUAAAAAUAUUAACUGUACUUCGUAAUGUUGGUGCUCAUCGAAGGGGUGGAGGUGGAUGUGAUUGUGAGUGA
Messenger RNA from Adineta steineri, 324 nucleotides. NCBI's taxonomy places the organism in Eukaryota, Metazoa, Rotifera, Eurotatoria, Adinetida, Adinetidae. The record is from the annotation of a GenBank genome assembly.